GUUGAAAUCACUUCCUGUCAGCUAGCAACUCUUGCCACAUCCUUUCGUGCGUCUCAGAGCGUUAGCACAUUUCCUGGGUCUUACCUCGAGCCUUUCAGACCCCGUUGCAGCCAUGGUGAGUUACUGCCCCAUCUGCGGGAAGCCCGUCUACUUCGGUGAGAAAAAAAGGUCAUUAGGUCGGGAUUAUCACCCACUGUGUCUGAAGUGCCACAUGUGUAAAAGGCAGCUAACACCUGGCCAACAUGCAGAGCAUGAUGAGAAGCCGUACUGCACUAACUGCUACUUGAGACAUUUUGGGCCUAGAGGUACCAGAACACAGGUGCCUCGUACCCGUAGCACUGCUACUUCCUAAGGGUAAUCUCAGCUCCAGCCAUGUUCCCAACUGCUACAGUCAUGCUUUUCUCUGCUACAUUUCCAUAUACAACUUGCAGAUCUCCACCUCCACCUGGUAGAUCUCCACCUCCAACUCAUAGCUCUCCACCUCCAUUGAGUAGUUCUCCAAAUCCAACUGAUAGAUCUCCACCUCCAACUGGUAGAUCUCCAUCUAGUAGUAAUCCAAAUCCAACUGGUAGAUCUCCAAUUCCAACUGGUAGAUCGCCAACUCCAACUGGUAAAGCUCAACCUCCAACUCUUAGUACUCCAACUCCAACUGAUAGAUCUUCACCUCCAACUGGUAGCUUUCCAUCUCCAUCUGGUAGAUCUCCAUCUCCAACUGUUACAUUCCCAUUCUCAUCUGCUGCCACUUCAACUGUUCUUGUGCAAACUCCACCUGCAAGAUAUCCAUAUCUCUUGGCUACAUCUCAAUGCUCUCCACCUUAAACUGUUAGAUGUCCAUCUCCAACUACUGGAUCUUCACCUUCAACUAUCAAACCUCCACCCACAUCUGCUAAAUCUCCAUCGCCAACUGCUUGAUCUGCUUCAUUUGUUAGAGCUCCAUCUAUAACCGUUAGAUCUGUACCUCCAACUGCUCGACCUAGAGCUGAGCUAGCAAGAGUUCUUUCUCCAACUGUGAGACUUCAACUAGUUAGAUCUCCAUCUCCAACUGCUGCAUCUUGAUCUUCAACUAGUUAGAUCUCUAUCUACAUCUGCAAGCCCUCAAACUGCUAGAUCUCCAACUGCUCGAUCUUCAACAACAGGAUCUCCACCUUCUGUUGUAAGGUUCCCUAGAGCUGCUUGAUUUCCAUAUCUAAUGGUUUGACCUACUUCAAAUGUCAGAUCUUUAACAGACUGCAAACUUUUAGAAUCAAAUCCCCAUUGGCUAGAUCUUGAUCUCCAAAUGUUAGAAUUCAAUCAACAAGUGCCAAAGCUAAUCUAAUUUAAUGAUUAGAUUUCCAUCUCCAACCAACAGAGCUACAUCUACUAGAUCUAUCUCUCAAACAAUACCAACCUACUGGAUCCUCAAAUAAAUCUUCUAGAUCUCGCCAUCUUUUUUUGCAACAGACCCAUAGCGACGUGUGCUACAACUUCAUCUCCAUUGGAUCCACAAGUACUAGACCUACAGAUCUCCAUCUUCAACUACUAGUUCUCUAUUUUCAUCUCUCUGUUUGUCUUCACCUCGCUUUCUCCAAACACCAACUUUGGUAGAAAGAAGUUCAAGCCUAUGAUGACCGCUAUGCAACUUCUUUCUUCUACCCCCAAAACCUCAGAUUCCCCCCCCCCAACUCUUUUGAAAACUCUUCCUCCUGCAGUGUUGGAGGGUGUUUAAAACUGUCUGCAAGAGAAAACAUGCAACAUUAAACAAAACCACUUGCAAAGCGUCCACGCAGCAAAUCCACUUUUUGGCUCCAGACACUCCUUCAGAUGGCUUUCGUUUGGCCUAAGGAACUUCGUAAUCAAAUAUUUCAAAACACAUACCAUAACCUUUCUGUCUGCUGUCACUCUUGUUUUGUCUUCCAAUAGAAUUUGGAAGUUUCUGCAUAUUAUUUAAGCUGACAUCCCAAAUGGACGGGUGUUUUUUUUUUUUUUUAAUUCAGAAUAUUCGUGUAAGUGUAUUUUUCUUCAAGAAACUGGAAAGUCAUUAUGAUUGUGAAAAUGAAUUCACCACUUUGUGUGAUGAUUAUGAUGUUGAUGAUAAUGAUGAUGCCAUAUUAAACGUAAUUAUAUCAAACAGCAA
Neoarius graeffei (lesser salmon catfish) is the source of this 2113-nucleotide messenger RNA. RefSeq lists its product as uncharacterized. The record is from RefSeq and is a predicted model, not a curated record. Gene Ontology annotation, molecular function: zinc ion binding. NCBI's taxonomy places the organism in Eukaryota, Metazoa, Chordata, Actinopteri, Siluriformes, Ariidae. Bases 113 to 352 code for a protein of 79 amino acids. Gene Ontology annotation, biological process: regulation of gene expression; intrinsic apoptotic signaling pathway in response to DNA damage. The transcript is spliced from 4 exons.